AGAGCUGAGAACUUGGAGUGCCUGGCCCUGCCUCAUCCCUGGUUUUGGCAGCGGUUAGAGGAAGCAGACGUGAGGGAAGGAAACAUUUCUGAGCCGGCUGGUUGUUCACCAUGAGUGUGGCUGUUCUGCUCCUCCUGGGGCUGGGGCUGUUGGGGGCAGAAGGCAGAAGAAACAGGUGUUACUUCAACCGCACCCAGGAGCGCUGUGUGUGCUACAACCUGACCGAGGAGACCGCGGGCAGCCUCAUCCAGUGCCUCGCUGCAACCGUGGUGGAGUUUCGGGGGGGAGAGCUGGAGAAAUACAUAGCCUUCCCCAUCAGGGACCUGGAUGACUCUACCAUUGAGACUCUGGGCUCCCUCAUCAUCCAGAAAGUAAUUAUUGCUGAUGUGCUGGUGCCUGAGAUCCUCCUGGCCCGUGUGCUGAGGUUUUUCUCCUACACCCACGUGAAGGAGCUGGCGUUUGACAGCUGUGUUUUCCAGGGCACGGGUGACUGGCAUGGAAUGGAUGACCAGAGCUUGCCCAUAUUGUCCCUGAGCUUCAACAACGUGACAUCUGCCCCGCUGAUGGGCAAUGAACAGGCCUUCUCCAGCCUGAGCACGUGGCUGGAGACACUGCAGGAGCUGGCUGUCACCAGCUCCAGUGUCACCAGCCUGCCCUGUGCCAUUGGAAAGGUGUUCGGAGCUCUGCACACCCUGGACCUGGCACAAAACAGCCUCGGGGAUGGGAGCCUGACACCUGCCUUCUGCCAGGGAGCUUUCCCUCAGCUCCAGGUGCUGAGUCUGCAGCACAACAACCUGACGUCCUACCACAGUGUGUGUGAGGGUGUGCAGCUGCUGCAGGGGCUCCAGAAUCUCAAUCUCAGCCAGAACAAGCUCAUGGCAGACCCAUCCUCCUCCUGCCAGUGGCCAGCAUCCCUCCGGGUCUUUAACCUGUCCCACACUGGCUUGGAGGUAGUGCUGACACCUCUGCCUCCCAACCUGGAGGUGCUGGACAUGAGCCACAACCACCUCCGUGCCGUGGACAUCUCCCUCAGCUCCCUGAAGAAGCUCUUCCUGAGCCAAAACCUGCUGCAGGCCGUCCCCUCCCUCAGGAAUUACCCCGUGCUGGACACCCUCCACCUGGACAACAACUCCAUCGCGGAGCUGCCCUGGGAUGAGGUGACGCUCCUGGGGCGCCUGCAGGACGUGACUGCGGCCAACAACCCCUUCAACUGCUCGUGCUCUGGGGCUGGGGGGCUGCAGGCACUGGCAGCUAUGGGGCACCUGGGGCAGGGCUGGCCACAGGACUACACGUGCCAGUCCCCGCCGCGGCUACCAGGGUGGCGGGUGGUGGGUGCGGUGUCGGUGCUGCGGUGUCACCGCGCCGCCGUUGUCGCCCCGCUCUGCGUGGCCCUGGCCCUGCUGGGCCUGGCAGGGGCCCUCUGCCUGCUCAGGGCCAGGCCCUGCCGCAGGGCCGAGCAGGAUGUCAGCGUGCGAGCGGCCGUGGGACUCCACCAGGCAGCAGGGCCGGGGGAGAGCUGGGCAGAUGGCAUUGAGGACACCCUGCAGCUCCUCUUCGCUGGGAAGGAGCCCCAGUGUGCCCAGUUCCUCCUUUACCUUGCACUGGUCGUGCUGGGAUGGGGGAAAGCUGAACAUUAUCCCUUGUGCCAGGAGAGCAGCUUGGCUGUCGAUGGAGUUUUCCACCUGGAUGCAGGACAGGAGAAGGUCCUGGAGUUGGCAAGACCCCAGCUGGCCCUGGUUCCCCUUGGCUACAGCGUGUCCCUGCUGCUGUGGGACCCCCACGGCCCUGGGACACAGCUGCCCUUCCAGAGUGUCAUCUGGCAGGUGAUUGACACCAUCUUCCAAGAACUGGAGGCCUUGGGGGAUGACACACGGAGCCUGCAGACAGUCAGCCUGGUCCAGGUCAGUACCCACGACAAAGCCUGGGACCUGCUCCAUCCUGAUGGCCGAGCCCUGCAAGUGAUGGAUGUCACACCCCUGGGCCUGAUGGUGGAGGAGGCCACGGAAAUCGCCGUGCCCGAUGCCCAAGCUGCCAUCAGUGCCUAUGCCAGGGGGCUGGGUGCCAUCCCAGCGCUGUCCCAGGGGUGUGCACGGCAGCCCCUCGCAGAUGGGCACCCGGUGCAGGGGGCCGGCAGCCUCUUCACUCUCACCGUGGAGCGGGAGCUGGAGGGUGGCAGGUGCCAGCGCUCGGCCCUCAGGAUCCUGGUGUCCCCGGGGGCCACGGGGCCCUGCCCCAGGCUGGAACCUGACACGGGCUGCCAGCCCUGGAUUGUGGAGCGGCUGCUGGAGGGGAACAGCCUGACCUUCCUGCUGCUGUGUGUGUCACUGCCAGACACCUCCAGGGAGGAGAUCCUGGGAGCCCUGGGGCUGGCUGAGAGGGUGAAGGGGCUGGCCAAGACCAUCUCUGCCACGCUCUGGGACCCUGCGGAGGAGAUCACGGCGCGCCGGAGGGAGAUCCGAGGGUUGCGGGUGGAGCUCCUGGCUGGAACUGCCCUCCCAGAGCAGAGGACAGCUGUGGCCCAGCUGCGGAGAGCCCUGAGGGAGCUGCAGGUGCUGAAGAGUCAAAGGUGGGAGAAGAAGCAGGCGGCGGCUGAGGUGCUCCAGUCUAGUGAGAUGCAUCAGCCCAGUGCCAAGGUGGGCAGAGGUCAGGCCAGGCCCCCUCACCCAGGGACAGCCCAGGUGCAGGAGAAGCCCUGA
This is a messenger RNA of Manacus vitellinus (golden-collared manakin), 2696 nucleotides long. RefSeq lists its product as uncharacterized. Gene Ontology annotation, cellular component: lipopolysaccharide receptor complex; membrane raft; external side of plasma membrane. NCBI's taxonomy places the organism in Eukaryota, Metazoa, Chordata, Aves, Passeriformes, Pipridae. The record is from RefSeq and is a predicted model, not a curated record. Gene Ontology annotation, molecular function: protein binding; lipopolysaccharide binding. Gene Ontology annotation, biological process: toll-like receptor 4 signaling pathway; positive regulation of type I interferon production; inflammatory response.